Molecule: messenger RNA, 909 nt
Organism: Elaeis guineensis (African oil palm)
Lineage: Eukaryota; Viridiplantae; Streptophyta; Magnoliopsida; Arecales; Arecaceae
Source: RefSeq, a predicted model, not a curated record
UCUAGGGUUUUAGGGCUAUGUCUCCAAUGGCGACCGAGGUGGGGGCUUUGGCGAGGAUUCUUAGCGGGUACAAGAAAGAGGAUAGGGAGGAGAAGGGGGGAGAGGGAGAGGGGUCUCGUCACCCUCAACCUCCUUGGCGGCGGUCCGAUCGGAGUCGGAUCCGGGGAUUUGGAUCUCGACUUCCGGGUUUCGCCCCCUGGCUUCGAGAACCGCCGCGAUCUACUGAAGCCCAGCCCCGCUCCGGCACGCCGCAAGCUCCAGGACCUCAACCUCCCGCCGGCUCCCGGCGACGGCGGCGACGCCCCUCCGCUGGAAGACUCCGCCUCCCCGGACCUCGACAUCUUGACUCCCCCCGCCUCGAGCUACCCCAGCAUCUGCACCGUCGAGAGCGUGAAGUCCGCCCUUGAGCGGGCGGAGGGCGAAUCUCGAGACAAGGCUCGUCGGGAGGGAAGAAUGGACGGCUCUCCUUCGUCCUCGUCGUCGUCGGCGGCCACGAACUCAUCGAUGAAGCGGAGCGUUGGCGAGGAAAGAGAAGGAGGGGAUGAGGGACUGGACGGCUCUGAUUCGUCCGGUGGGUCUCUGAUGGCCGCGGGUUGCCCCAACUGCCUCCUCUACGUGCUGGUGGCCAAGCGGGACCCACGCUGCCCACGGUGUGGCUCGCACGUGCCGGCCCCCGCAUUUUACAAAAGGCCUAGGGUCCAUUUUUAGUUCAAUCAGUGGCCAACUUCAGAUUCAAGAACUACAUAAACUUGUCAUCCAGAGGACAAAAAGGGAGACAUGAGAUAAUAGUUUUUGCUUUUCUUUCCUUUUUUGCAAAAAAGAAAAGGAGUGUAGAUGACUAUUUUUGUUUCGUUAUUUUUGAUAUUUAUUUUAUUUGUACCGUGGAUUGUAAAUAAAUAAAAUUUUUGU